AUUCUGCAUCCAGCUCUAGGAACAAGAAGAAAAAAAGAUUUUUGAGUGGAGGGGGGACUUAAAUGAUGCACUCUACAAUAUCAAUGGCACACAGAGGAUCAAUUGUGAGCCAAGAUCAAUGGAUUUCACAAGCUAACUGGCUGGAACUCAAAACAGACUUCAUUUUUGUUGAUCAGAGGAAGAAAAAAAAGGUUUUCCUAGAAAUCUGUGAUCUGUAAGAGGGGCAGCAGCUGAAUUCUGUAAUGAUGGACUUAAGCAGAGGGGGCCUCAGGGGUGUAAAGGUUAAGGAACCUGUCUGCCAAAGGCAAACAAAUUUGCUAGCCUUGAGUAAAGUCCACUGGGGCUCACACAGUGGAGGUGACAAAAAAGACAAAUCAUCCCAGAAUCAGAGCACCGUCCUCGGGCAGGCAGAGGUUGUGUUAUCAUGGAUCUUCUCCACAGUUGGGGGGUUGAACUGGCGGUUCAUCUGCAGACCAAAUACAGCAGGUAUGAGGGCUUGUUUGGCCUGGCGUCCACUGUGGCCGAUCUGCACACCACGUUCUUCUGCUUCUUCCCAAUCUGGUUCCACCUGCGGAGGGACACCGGGCUCAGGCUCAUCUGGGUGGCUGUCCUCGGAGAUUGGCUCAACUUGGUCCUGAAAUGGGUUCUGUUUGGGGAAAGACCCUACUGGUGGGUUCAUGAGACCCGGUUUUAUGGAGCUGGACCGGUCCCGUCUCUGCAGCAGUUUCCCAUCACUUGUGAGACUGGACCAGGAAGCCCUUCAGGUCAUGCUAUGGGUGCAGCUGGUGUCUGGUAUGUGAUGGUAACAGCGCUGCUCUCUAUUGCAACAGAGAAGCGAUGCCCCCCUUUACUGUACAGAUUCUUGCAGCUAGGCCUGUGGAUGCUAAUGGGUCUGGUAGAGCUGGUGGUCUGCAUGUCCAGGGUCUACAUGGCUGCCCACUUCCCACAUCAGGUCAUUGCUGGAGUCAUUACAGGUGUACUUGUAGCUGAGGUGGUCUCAAAGGAGAAAGGGAUCUACAAUGCCAGCAUGAAGAAAUACUUCUACACAACCCUCUUCUUGACCUCCUUCGCUGUUGGCUUCUACCUCCUGCUCAAAGCUCUGGGCGUGGACCUGCUGUGGACCCUGGAGAAAGCCCAGAAAUGGUGCGUGAAGCCCGAGUGGGUCCACCUGGACAGCACGCCCUUCGCCAGCCUCCUGCGUAACAUGGGUACCCUGUUGGGCCUGGGUCUGGGUCUGCACUCGCCCCUUUACACAGAGACCAAGAAGACGAAAACAAGCACCAGUUUCAAACUUGGAUGUAUUGUCGUCUCCUUAUUUCUGCUUCAGCUGCUGGACGGAUGGACAUUUUCUUCUGAAAAUCUUGUGACUUUCUACUUCCUGUCAUUUGGUAAAAGUGUGGUUGCACUUUUAAUCCCAACCACUCUGGUUCCGUGGGCUUUCUGCUGGAUUUGCAAGGAGAAGAAAGAAGACAAGAACUUGUGAUUCAGGUCCAACCUGUAGUUUCAACUCAAUUACUAGUUUAAUUUCCAUGUUUAAGACACAAGGACAUUUAAUGUCACAACAUUGUUCCUGAAGUUAUUGCGCUUGCCUGAAUAUCAGUUCCUUAAAGGAAUAUGUACUGUAGUCUGACAUUUUGGUAAAUAGCCUGUUAGCUUAGUUUAAAUGUUAGUUUAACCAACCAGCACUUGUAAAACACAGCGCUAUUUCUUGGCCAUGGGCAUUGACUUCCCUGCAGUCUCAGCUGAAUGCCUGGCAACGUCACAGUAAAACCACAGAUCCUUUGUACACCUAAACAAAUAAGAUAUAUUUAUUAGUGAGCUUUAGAGGUGUUCUAAACAGAUGUAGUUACUUUUAGACAAAGCCAGGCUAGCUUUUCCCACCUGUUUCCAGUCUUUGUGCUAAGCUAGGCUAACCGCCUCCUGGCUCAGGCUCCAUACUUAAUGCACUGAUAUAAAAGUGGUCCGGGAAUCAAAUUAUAGUUGUUUAUUUUUGUCUGUAUUUGGCCUUCAAGGUCUCUCAUUGUUGUCAUGUAUACAAAUAUACACACAGCUUCAGCUUAUUAAUGCAUAAAUGGAUGAAGAAUAUUGCGAGCAAUUUCAAUAAAAACAGUUUUUAUAACCA
Messenger RNA from Dicentrarchus labrax (European seabass), 2122 nucleotides. RefSeq names its product glucose-6-phosphatase catalytic subunit 1a, tandem duplicate 1 (gene g6pc1a.1). Gene Ontology annotation, biological process: glucose 6-phosphate metabolic process; gluconeogenesis. Gene Ontology annotation, cellular component: membrane. The transcript has 5 exons. NCBI's taxonomy places the organism in Eukaryota, Metazoa, Chordata, Actinopteri, Moronidae. The coding region runs from base 425 to 1483 and encodes 352 amino acids. Gene Ontology annotation, molecular function: glucose-6-phosphatase activity. The record is from RefSeq and is a predicted model, not a curated record.